Molecule: messenger RNA, 2547 nt
Organism: Triplophysa dalaica
Lineage: Eukaryota; Metazoa; Chordata; Actinopteri; Cypriniformes; Nemacheilidae
Product: UDP-glucuronosyltransferase 2A3-like
Exons: 2
Coding region: 470-2038 (522 amino acids)
Molecular function (GO): UDP-glycosyltransferase activity
Source: RefSeq, a predicted model, not a curated record
GUUGUUUUACAUGUCUAAAUAUAAUGUAUAGUUUUAACACUAAAUCAAAUAUUCUGCUUUGUUUUAGAUGUAAUGCAAUGUUUAUAUCAGAUUUAAGGUUAAAAAAACUGCAUAUUCCAGAUACCGUGCAUGCUUGUAUCUCCUCUUUGCUCCGCUUCUCUUAAACGUGCAGAUAUUUUACAAGACUCAUGGCUCUGAAAAGCGAGGUGUGUUAUGAUUGGGCAGUUCACCAGUGCGUAGUGAUUGGUGUAAUACUCCAAGCGUGUGAGGGAAAUGUUACACUUCUUACAAUUUUUGGAACAUCAGGUUCCACUUCAAUUGUUCUGAGAGGUACACCACCUUACCUGUGUAUACAUUUGGGCGGUCUUAGUCAAAUCAAACCAUGAACUGAUUAUACAUUUGUGGGGGUGUGGUUACACGAGGCGUUCCAGGCAGGUCUGGGUCAUUUUCCAACCAGAGACGUCUCACCAUGAUCAGAUUAUUUUUAGUUUUGUCAGUUUUGGCUCUGAGCUGCAGUGGAGGUAAAGUGCUGGUGUAUCCUGUGGACGGCAGCCACUGGGUCAAUAUGAACAUUCUGAUAGAGGAGAUGCACACCAGGGGUCACAGCAUCACCGUCAUCCGGCGGAAUUCUAGCUGGUUCAUCGCGGACAACUCCCCUUUCUAUUCUUCAAUCACUCUUCCCAAUGAAAUUGAUGAAUCUGGAGACUUUUUGGAUGAGUAUUUAAGGAAAACGCUGGAGAUAGAAAGAGGGCAUAGUUCUGCACUGUCAUUCUUGAAGCUUCAAGCUGACUUGUUCUCCAUGCUUUCCAAAGCUCAUCACACUGGUUGUAAUAUGCUGUCAUUCAUCCUCGAAGACAAGAAGCUUGUGAAAAAACUCAAGGAUGAGCGGUAUGACCUGGUCCUCACAGAUCCAGCCAUAGCAGGCGGUGUAGUUUUGGCACACUACCUGAAACUUCCUCUGGUUCUCAAUGUGAGGUGGACCACUAGUGGAGAAGGACAUUUACUUAUAGCACCAUCCCCUCUCUCUUACGUUCCUUUACCAGGCUCUGGCAAUACAGAUAAAAUGAGUUUUAGUCAAAGAGUAAAAAACAUCUUAUUUCACAGCCUUGGGUUUAUCGUGAAUAGAUAUAUGGUAGAUCCACAUUACGAUGUACUGAUAGAAAAGUACUUGGACGAAAAGAAAGACAUUGUCAGUCUCAUGCAAGCUGCAGAUCUCUGGCUCAUGAGGGUGGAUUUUGUCUUUGACUUUCCGAGGCCCACCAUGCCAAACAUUGUGUACAUAGGUGGAUUCCAAUGCAAACCUUCCAAGCCCCUUCCUAAAGAUCUUGAAGCUUUUGCACAGAGCUCAGGGGACCACGGUUUUAUUAUUAUGUCUUUGGGGACGCUUGUUAAGAGCCUCCCCAUGGGCGUGACAAAUGAAAUUGCGGCAGUGUUUGCAAGUUUAACACAGAAAGUCAUCUGGAGGCAUCUGGGACCUCGUCCAUCCACUGUUGGCAACAAUACGCUUAUAGUGGAAUGGAUGCCACAGAAUGACCUUCUGGGACAUCCGAAGAUCAAAGUCUUUGUAGCACAUGGAGGAACCAAUGGAGUGCAGGAGGCAAUAUACCACGGUGUACCGAUUCUGGGCAUGCCUUUGUUCUUUGACCAGUUUGACAACUUAAUUCGUGUUCAAGAGAAAGGAGCAGGCAUAAUUCUUAGGUUGUCAGAAAUAAAUGGUCAUACGUUUGGACAAGCCCUACGGGAACUGGUUAGCAAUGCCUCCUACAGGACAGACAUACAGAGGAUCUCCAGGUUGCACAGGGACCAGCCCAUGAAACCGCUCGACACAGCUAUGUUCUGGAUCGAGCAUGUGAUGAGACAUAAAGGAGCCAAACACUUGCGCUCUGAGUUCUACAACAUGUCGUGGUACUCUUAUCAUUCUGUAGAUGUUUUUUUGGUUCUGUUGUUUGUUUUGGCAGUGUUUGUGUUUACCAUGGUUGCAUUCAUCAAAUAUGUGUGUUGUAGAAUAUGCUGUAAGAGGAAACUGAAAAAGGAAUAACAGUCUUUCAUGGAAAAUUAGGAUUUUUUACAACUAAUGCACACCUGAGGUUGUAUGUUGGCAUUAUUCAUUAAUAAUUCAUUAAGGGCCAGAAUAAAAGUUUAGGUUUAGACCACAGGAAUCAGCUGUUUGUUUAUUCUAAAACAUGGACAGAUUUGAAUCCCUGAAAUGUUUGUGUGUGGAACUAUUCUCGUUUUUGUCUCAAAUCUUGUAUAUUAUUAGAAACAUCUCAAGUGUGUGUGAGUAAUAUGCCGUAGGUUUUAGCCAUUCUCUUGCGAAAAGAAGUUUACAAAGUGUGUAUUAGUAUACUGAAAAAACAAUGUUUACUUUCAGUUUACUUUUGAUCAAAAAUAUAAGUAAAUGAAACUUGACUUUUAUUGAAGAAAGGGUUUAAUCUUAGUCUUUUGAAAGAGAUAAAUUUGAAAGUAAAAUGAUGUAUUCUAAGUCUCCUUUUCUUGUUUUCAUGUCUACUUAGUUUGAUUAAGUAGUCAAUUUAAGACUUUUACAUA